GGGUGUCUAUGGCGCGGUGCUCCCGGCGCAGCAACCGGCCAUGUUCAACAUCUACAUCCGCCGCGCCGCCGAGCUCUACGGCGUCACCCACACCCGGCCCAUCUACCAGCGAGCCAUCGAGGUGCUGGGUGACGACGCGGCGCGGGAGCUGUGCCUGCGCUUUGCGGACAUGGAGAGCCGCCUGGGGGAGGUGGAUCGGGCCCGCGCCAUCUACAUCUACUGCUCGCAGCUCUGCGACCCCCGCAUCACCCCCACUUUCUGGCAGACCUGGAAGGACUUUGAGCUUCGCCAUGGCAACGAGGACACCAUCCGGGAGCUGCUCCGCAUCAAGCGCAGCGUCCAGGCCACCUACAACACCCAGGUCAACUUCAUGGCCUCCCAGAUGCUCAAGGCCUACAGCAACGCCACCGGCACCG
Messenger RNA from Pezoporus occidentalis (night parrot), 416 nucleotides. Its product is annotated as pre-mRNA-splicing factor SYF1-like. Gene Ontology annotation, biological process: mRNA splicing, via spliceosome; generation of catalytic spliceosome for first transesterification step. Gene Ontology annotation, molecular function: protein binding. The record is from RefSeq and is a predicted model, not a curated record. Gene Ontology annotation, cellular component: post-mRNA release spliceosomal complex; Prp19 complex; U2-type catalytic step 2 spliceosome. The annotation marks the transcript as partial. Lineage: Eukaryota; Metazoa; Chordata; Aves; Psittaciformes; Psittacidae. The transcript is spliced from 3 exons.